GAGUAUUCCUCUAGCACGGUGCCUGCCAAGCAUGUAAUUCGUCUCCAAGAAAUAUGUUGAAUUGAGUUAACCUGCGGUGCCAGGGAAGUCAGGUGCCCCGCAGCCUCCUGUGCCACACAGGGUGACCUGGAGACUCAUCUCUGGUGUCCAGAAACUGAGGAGCUUCUGUGAGAGGCCCGGCACGCGUUCUCAUUCCCACUCUUGACAGUCACUGGCAGGAGGACGUUUAGAGGUGGCUGUAGUGAACACAGAUAGACACAGCAAUGUCCGUGGCUCUUGGGGUAGCAGCAGAUGCUUCUCAGGCACACGUCUUCUGUAGUGGUUCUGGGAAGUAGGGACACUGGCGUGGCCUACAUUGGUAGAUCAACUUUUGGUGGCAAGCAGCCCAUAGACCCUGAAAGGUGCUAUCUCCUUGAAUUUGGCUGCUUGUAUGCAGGCUGGGUUGUGACUAAAGGUGUGUCCGUACAGCCAAUUUGAUAAAAGUUUUGUUCUCAUCGAUAUCAGCUCUUUGGGAGCCUAGUAGAGCUGGGCCACAUCUGGGACAGGUUCUGGGGUUCUUUCCAGCCACUAGACCCAGCCAGAAUGACUCAGGGAAGAGGAAAGGGACAGGGUUACAGAGGAAUAGGUCUGCUUUUGAGGCCUCUGUUAUCUUUCCCACGUCUUCAUAUUCUGUUCUUUGCUUUAUUUUUUUCACAUGAGAUAUCCUCAAUAUACCGAACAUAUUAAUAAUAAAGUAAUCCAUAUUUACAGUUCAUGAAACUUUCUCCAUAACAAUUCUGUGUAAGUUUCAUUAUCCCCAAUUUUACAGAUAAAAGACCAGAGACCCCAAAAGAUUAUAGUCAUCUUGUUGGUAAGUCUUGAACCUGGGACUCAAACCCAAGUUUUCUGAUUUUACAUCCACAGUCCAUUGCUGUGGCUGAUGGCCUCUCCAGAUAACAAUGAAUAAGCUGGAUCUCCUCUUUACAACACUGAGAAGAUCAAGGUGAGAGGACCAAGGUUCUCCCCUGGGAUUAUUAUUUGUGAAUAUUUUUUGUGACAAUUUAAUAUUUAUAAGAAUCAAUGUUUGGUUUGUGGGAUCAUUGCUAGUAGGCAAACAGAUAACUGGAAUCUUUGGCUAAUCCCAAAGCUCUUUUAAAUACAGUAUUCUGGUUAGUACUGAAAGUUAAAUGAUCUUCUGACCUUCUAGAUGUGGGAAGUUUAGGUGAGUAGAAAUAUAGCUAGAAGGGGGAUGUUUGGAAAUCAGGCAGGAAAAACAAAACACCUUAAAAUAAGGUACAAACUAUCACCAGCCUUACAGAAUGUCAGAAAUGGAGACUCUGUUUAAGGCUCUCAGGUAGCACCGAAUGAAUAAUGCUUCUUGAGUCUUCCUUGCUGAUGCUCAUAUUUUUCAAUCUGCCCUCAGGAAGAUUAUCCUAGUUUUAUACCAGAAGAGGCACUUAGCACUGGAAGUUUGAGCACCAGUAGGGCCACUGACUGCAAGAGUUCUUGAACAGGAUGAUGGCCGUAGAGCUAGUGAUGGCUGACGAUCUGAUUCCCCACAUCCAGCCUUUAUGGGAGAAAGAAGGGCCUCUAGGACAAAACCUAAAAGAGAAUUCAAUCCAGAGUCAGGAAUCUGUCCUACAGAAUAAACCUGCUUCUGAGACCUGCCGACAGAGCUUUAGGAGCUUCCAGUACCAGGAGUCAGCUGGUCCGCAGGAGACACUUAGGCAACUUAGGGAGCUUUGCCAUCUGUGGUUGCAGCCAGAGAUCCACACAAAGGAGCAAAUCUUAGAGCUGUUGCUGCUGGAGCAGUUCAUAAAUAUUCUUCCUGAGGAGACAAAGACCAGAGUUCAAAAGCACUGCCCAAGGAGCAUCAAGGAGGCAGUGACAUUGGUAGAAGAUUUGCAGAGUACACUUAUAAGAAAGAGCAAAGAAGACAGAAAGAAGAUUCCUCAAUUGGACAAUGAGGUUACAGUCCAUGAGCAGGGACAGGAAGUACCCUCGGAGAAGGCAGCACCCUUGGGAAGAGCAUCGGAAGUACUAAGCUUCCAUCUGGAGCCAGCAGAGCCCCAGCGUAUGGGGGUGUUCCAGGAAGAGGAAUUGUGGAGUACCCACCCACGACUACAGGAACCACUGAGCUGUGACCCUGAAAAAGAGCUCCAGCUGGUGCAGGAGAGGGCUCUGCCUGCUCACCAGGUUCCUGUUCUUCCUGAAGAGAGACCUACCAGAGAUUGGGAGGUGGCAUCUGUAUUCUUCACACCUGAGUCCCAGAGUCCUGUGACAUUUGAAGAUGUGGCCAUGUAUUUCUCUCAGGAAGAAUGGCAAUUACUGGGCUCCAUUCAGAAAGACCUCUACAAGGAUGUCAUGCAAGAGACUUACAACAAUAUGAUUUCAGUAGCUCUCUUUAUGAUUCCCAAACCUGAAUUGAUAUCCUGUUUGGAGCAAGAGGAAGAGCCAUGUGUCACAAAUUCUAAGGAAUCCAAUGAGAUCCCAAAAGAUUCUAAUACAGAAAUGACUGAUUUUCCUAUUUAUCCUAAUGAGGCUGAGGCCACAAAUGAGAAAGAAAAGCCUAAGGCAGUACAUCCUAUUCCCUUAGAAGUACAAGCACCAGAUAGUACUUUAUCUAUAUUUAAAAAGACUGAUGAAGAAGUUCUCCAGAGGGCAGAACUGAAAGAAGUUUAUGAAAAGCAGCUUGGAGAAGAAACGCCACAGCAAAAUUUACCUGUGGGAAGAUGGAAAAAAUUUGCUUCUGGGGAAGAAAGUCUACAAAAACUCAUGAAGGGGGAGAAGGAAGUCUACACAGGAGAAAAACCUUUCAAAUGUCAUAUAUGUGGAAAAAGCUUCAGAGUUAGCUCUGAGCUUAUUAAGCACCAGAGAGUCCACACUGAAGAAAGACCGUAUAAAUGUCAAGAAUGUGAUAAACGAUUCCGAUGGAGCUCAGAUCUUAAUAAACACUUGAUGACACAUCGAGGAAUUAAGCCACAUAGAUGCUCCUGGUGUGGGAAAAGCUUCAGUCAAAACACAAACCUUCUCAGUCACCAAAGAACACACACAGGAGAGAAACCCUUUAAGUGUCAUGAAUGUGGAAAAAAAUUCAGUCGAAACUCCUAUCUCAUUAAGCACCAAACAACCCAUACAGCUCUCUUUAUGAUUCCCAAACGUGAACUGAUAUCCUGUUUGGAGCAAGAGGAAGAGCCAUGUGUCACAAAUUCUAAGGAAUCCAAUGAGAUCCCAAAAGAGUCUAAUACAGAAAUGACUGAUUUUCCUAUUUAUCCUAAUGAGGCUGAGGCCACAAAUGAGAAAGAAAAGCCUAAGGCAGUACAUCCUAUUCCCUUAGAAGUACAAGCACCAGAUAGUACUUUAUCUAUAUUUAAAAAGACUGAUGAGGAAGUUCUCCAGAGGGCAGAAUUGAAAGAAGUUUAUGAAAAGCAGCUUGGGGAAGGAAAGCCAAAACAAAAUUUACCUGUGGGAAGAUGGAAAAAAUUUGCUUCUGGGGAAGAAAGUCUACAAAAACUCAUGGAGGUCCACAAGAAAGCCUGCACAGGAGAAAAACCUUUCAAAUGUCUUAUAUGUGGAAAAAGCUUCAAAGUUAGCUCUGAGCUUAUUAAGCACCAGAGAGUCCACACUGAAGAAAGACCGUAUAAAUGUCAAGAAUGUGAUAAACGAUUCCGAUGGAGCUCAGAUCUUAAUAAACACUUGAUGACACAUCGAGGAAUUAAGCCACAUAGAUGCUCCUGGUGUGGGAAAAGCUUCAGUAAAAACACAAACCUUCUUACUCACCAAAGAACACACACAGGAGAGAAACCUUUUAAGUGUCAUGAAUGUGGAAAAAGCUUCAGUCAGAAUUCCCAUCUCAUUAUGCACCAAACAACCCAUACAGGUGAGCAACCUCAUAAGUGUAGCAUGUGUGGGAAGAACUUCAGUAGGCGUUCAAGCCUUCUAAGACACCAGAAACUCCACAGAGAAAAGGAAAUAGUCAGUGUCCUAGUUCUGAAGGAAAGUUCCAAGUGGAGCUAAUACCUUAAAAGAACAUAGACUCAUAUGAAUUUAUCAAUAUUUGAAACAUGUUAAAGUUUAAACCCCAUUUUCUCUAAGUGAAUUUAAAUAGACUAUGCAAGAGGGAAUGGUGAUAUUUCUAGUACAUAAUGACUCGUUUAUGACAAGAAGAUUCUUUAUAUGCCAGUGUAGCAUUAAUGGAAUAUAUUUGCCCAGUCCAUUAAUAGGCCUGUGUGACCUCGUGUUCCAUUUUUCCCUUGGAACAGGGGCUGUCUUCCCAGGUCUAAAGGUGCACAGGUAUUUCAGUCACAGUUGUCUUUCUACGUUGACCUGUGUCCCAGUUCACAGCUUUGAUACAUACUGAGUCACACAGAGCCCAUAAGAGGAAGGAGCUUGCCUAAGGAGAAGCUUCCUUGCAGGAAGGCUUUCACACCUUUUGGUACUAAGACAGGCAUUGAAUCAUGUAGUGAUGCCUUCUGCCUCUGAGCCUAUUAGUUGUAUGUGUAUAUGUAUAUAUCUUCUAAGAUGAGAUUUUCCUUUGGGGCUCACUCAUGGGAAGAAU
Molecule: messenger RNA, 4537 nt
Organism: Trichosurus vulpecula (common brushtail)
Lineage: Eukaryota; Metazoa; Chordata; Mammalia; Diprotodontia; Phalangeridae
Product: zinc finger protein 75A-like
Exons: 8
Coding region: 1495-3996 (833 amino acids)
Biological process (GO): negative regulation of transcription by RNA polymerase II
Molecular function (GO): RNA polymerase II cis-regulatory region sequence-specific DNA binding; DNA-binding transcription repressor activity, RNA polymerase II-specific
Source: RefSeq, a predicted model, not a curated record